Elephantulus edwardii (Cape elephant shrew) is the source of this 909-nucleotide messenger RNA. Its product is annotated as taste receptor type 2 member 7-like. NCBI's taxonomy places the organism in Eukaryota, Metazoa, Chordata, Mammalia, Macroscelidea, Macroscelididae. Gene Ontology annotation, cellular component: membrane. Bases 1 to 909 code for a protein of 302 amino acids. Gene Ontology annotation, molecular function: bitter taste receptor activity; G protein-coupled receptor activity. The transcript has a single exon. The record is from RefSeq and is a predicted model, not a curated record. Gene Ontology annotation, biological process: detection of chemical stimulus involved in sensory perception of bitter taste; sensory perception of taste; G protein-coupled receptor signaling pathway.
AUGGAGAGCUGGCUGUCAGCUCUUCCUCAUGUCAUUAUCAUGUCAGCAGAAUUUAUCACAGGGAUUAUAGUAAAUGGAUUUCUUGUCAUCGUGAACUGCAGUGAAUUCAUCAAAGGCAGAAAGCUAACAUCGAUACAACUUCUGUUAAUAUGUAUAGGCAUGUCUAGAUUUGGUCUGCUGAUCAUAUUAAUGUUGCAGAGCCUUUUCUCUGUGUUCUUUCCAUUCUUUUAUCGAACCAAAAUUUAUGGUGCAUCAAUGAUCUUCUUCUGGAUGUUUUUCAAUUCGGUCAGUGUCUGGUUUACCACCUGCCUUUCUGUGUUUUACUGCCUCAAGAUUUCAGGUUUCACUCAGUCCUAUUUUCUUUGGCUAAAAUUCAGAACCACAAAGUUAAUGCCGUGGCUGCUUCUGGGGAGCCUUGUGUCCUCUGUGAGCAUGGCAGCCCUGUGUCAUGAAGUUGGGUACCCCAAAAAUGUAAAUGAUGAUGUCCUUAGAAAUGCCACACGGCGGAAGACUGAAGUCAUGGUAAAGCAAGUCAAUGACAUGCUUCUUGUCAACUUGGCGUUACUAGUCCCACUCGCCAUAUUUGUGAUGUGUACUGUUACACUCUUCAUCUCUCUGUACAAACACACUCAUCGCAUGAAAAUGAGAGCUCAAGAACUCAGGAAUGCCAGCACAGAAGCCCAUAUAAACGCAUUAAGAACAGUGGUAACAUUCUUCUGCUUCUUUAUUUCUUAUUUUGCUGCCUUCAUGACAAACAUGACAUUUGGCAUUCCUUACCAGAGUCAGCAGUUCUUUGUGCUAAAGGACAUAAUGGCAGCCUAUCCGUCUGGCCAUUCAGUUAUAAUUGUUUUAAGUAACUCUAAACUGCAACAGCCAUUCAGGAGAAUACUAUGCUUCCAAAGGAAUUGA